CAAAAUAGGCACUGAGUCACGGUUUGGGCGGGGGGGAGGUGGGUUGUACCCCCUCACAUGUUUCCAGGAACGCUGAUUGUACGAAGGUUCCCAGCCGCUGGGGGAGACGUGACAGGGACACGGAUCUCUGCAGUUCUGAAGAGGGGAAGGGUGACUGGGUGCAUGUGUUUCCUUUUCAGGGAAAGCUGCUCAGAGGCUCUGCGGCUAUAAAACUCACCGGCGCAGAGUCGGGAAAGGGAGAAGCUUGGAGCGAUGGCUUUCGACCGCAUUUACCAGAAGUGUGAAGAGUCUGACCGAGUGGAGCUCAAGGAACAAGAGGCAGAAAUGGCAGCUGGAAGAGCAGGGAAUGGCUGGCUGCAGUUUCCUAGGGGCCCGAAGGGGGCGGCAAAGUCCAUAUUCACCCUUUACGCCCUGCAUGCCGUGUCAUUCGUGCUGUGGGCCGUGCUCCUCGCCGUGGCAAUUGCGAAGUGCGCAGAGAUGUCCAAGGAGCUGGAGCAGAUGCGGACUGAUCAAUCUAUGCUCAGAGCCAGUGGCUCCGACAUGGCGAAGCAACUGGGGAUGCUUCAUUUCAAUCAAUCCGCCAUGCACCGCACUGGGGAGGAGCUGGCCAAGGAGCUGAAGAGGCUGCAGUCAGACCAGGCCACGCUGAGAGAGGAAGUGUCCAGGGAUCUGGCCAAAGCGAAACAUGACAGAGAUGACAUCAGGGCCGAGACCUACAAGAUCCUGGAUGCCGCACAGAAAGGGAACGGCACUUCCCAGUGCCAGCCUGGCUGGGAGCAGUACCGAGGGAGGUGCUACCUUUUCUCCUCGGCUGCCCAGGGUUGGCCGGUGGCCAGAAGGACCUGUUUGAGCCAGACUGCCGAUCUGGUGGUGAUCAACGAUCAAACGGAGCAGAAUUACUUGGCCAUUAAAGCUGAUUCUGUUCGUCACUGGAUCGGCUUCACAGACCAAGGGACUGAAGGUGUCUGGCACUGGGUGGACAAUACUCCUACGGCAUUUACGUUUUGGGCCACAGGGGAGCCCAAUAACAGGUACAGUUUUCACAUCAGAGAUGAGGACUGCGCCCACCUGCACGAGGACGGCCGGUGGAACGAUGAGCCCUGCAACUUGCACUACAGGUGGAUCUGCGAAAAAGCUGCUUCUGUCUAGAUGGCCGGAGUCCCGCCCUUGCUCUGAGCACUGGCUGAAAUGUACCCCGGCCCAUGAGGCCUGAGAACCGUUCCAGCCCCACACCAGUCCGUUCGGGUUGCCAGCUUACUCUAAUGGCACAAAACUGAACUCCCUUGCCCUGCCCCAGCCCUGAGGCCCCACUCACACCAUCCCCCCCUCCCUCCAUUACUCGCUCUCCCCCACCCUCACUCACUGGUGCAGGCUCCAGGUGGGGGUGGGAGCUCCAGGCUGUGGCCGAGGGGGUUGGGGUUCGGGAGUGGGUGCGGGCUUCGGUUGGAGGU
Molecule: messenger RNA, 1451 nt
Organism: Caretta caretta (loggerhead turtle)
Lineage: Eukaryota; Metazoa; Chordata; Testudines; Cheloniidae
Product: C-type lectin domain family 10 member A
Cellular component (GO): plasma membrane
Molecular function (GO): transmembrane signaling receptor activity
Source: RefSeq, a predicted model, not a curated record